UAUUGAUUGGUCAGCGUUGUCUACCGAGGGAAGCCUCCUUGAGGUCGCGUGAGGCUGCUGCUGCGUCCCGUAAAGUAUAGAAGGAAAGCUAAAUUGACUUAUCUCUUUUUUAAAAAAACAAAAACAAAAAAACAAAACCGAGACUAUAGAAAUGGAGCUCACUUAUCAAAAGCUGAAAGCUACCUAUCAGGCCAAGGAAGCGGAAGAAAUGCGGACGGAAGCUCGUCGGAAAAACCUCCUUAUUCUGAUAUUACAUUAUUUAACAGAAGAAGGGUAUGUUGAUGCUGCAAAUGCACUGGAGCAAGAAACAAAACUAGGCCUGCGGCGCUUUGAAGUUUGUGACAACAUUGAUCUUGAGACUAUCUUGAUGGAAUAUGAAAGUUACUACUAUGUCAAAUUCCAGAAGUAUCCAAAAAUUACCAAAAAAGCCUCAGAUACCUCAGAUAAUAAACCAAGAAGUGGAGGAAAACAAAAAAGGGCAGCCAGCAGCACGUUUCAGAAUCUCCCGAAGAUCAACCAGCGUCAGACAACGCAGAGGCCGAUGUCAAAAGCAAUGGCAACUAGGACAUCUGACUGCAAAAAUUCCAGCAAGGAGAGUCCUAAAGAGCAGGAGGGUGAAAGUGCUCUUAGCCGCAUGCCGUCUGAAUUUGGUUUAAACGUAUCUGCAGUCCACAAAGGAGGCGGUGGAGAAGGUGGUCAUCCUCGAAGGGGCCAAAUUAUUGACUUCCGCGGGAUGAUCCAAGAUGCGAUCAAAGGAGCAUCCAAUGAAAUAGCCAUGCAUAGCCUCAACUGCAAUCCAGAUCCUUCGGAACGAUUGCUGAAACCUCUGGGUGCCUUUGUUGGGAUGACCAGUGAAAUGAGAGAACUUGCAACCGUUGUGAGCCAGGAUAUAUAUCUCCACAAUCCGAACGUAAAAUGGGAUGACAUUAUUGGACUCGAUGCAGCGAAGCGGUUAGUCAAGGAAGCUGUUGUGUAUCCUAUAAAGUACCCACAAUUGUUUACGGGCAUCCUUUCUCCAUGGAAGGGGCUGUUGCUAUAUGGACCUCCAGGUACUGGGAAGACUUUGCUAGCUAAAGCUGUUGCCACUGAAUGCAACACAACCUUCUUCAACAUCUCAGCAUCUACCAUUGUCAGCAAAUGGAGGGGUGAUUCAGAAAAGCUCGUCAAGGUGUUGUUCGAGCUUGCCCGCUACCACGCCCCCUCCACAAUCUUCCUGGAUGAGCUGGAGUCCGUCAUGAGUCAACGAGGCACCGCUCCAGGCGGUGAACAUGAAGGAAGCCGUCGGAUGAAAACCGAAUUAUUGGUGCAGAUGGACGGCCUGGCCCGAUCGGAUGAUCUUGUCUUUGUUUUAGCGGCUUCCAACCUGCCCUGGGAGUUGGAUUGCGCCAUGCUGCGCCGGCUGGAGAAAAGGAUCCUGGUUGAUCUCCCGAGUAAAGAGGCCCGUCAGGCCAUGAUCCAGCACUGGCUUCCCCCGGUGAGCAAUAGUGGAGGAGUGGAGCUGAGGACGGAGUUCAACUAUGCCUUACUCAGUCAGGAGAUGGAUGGAUAUUCUGGGUCUGACAUUAAGUUGGUGUGCAAAGAAGCUGCCAUGCGCCCUGUGAGAAAAAUCUUCAGUGCCCUUGAGAACCACCAGCCAGAUAGCGGGAACUUACCUGUGAUCCAACUGGACACCGUCACGACAGAAGACUUCCUGGAUGUGAUCAAGCACACCAAGCCCUCCGCUAAGAACCUGAGCCAAAAAUAUAUCGACUGGCAAAGAGAAUUUGAGUCUGUCUGAGCGGGACGAGGGACUGUAAGCCACGCUUUCCUCUCUCUCUCUCCCGCAAGCCCAUACGACGUCUAUAGGACGUCUGCAAGAGGUGGAACGGUGUUUUUUUUUUUUUAAAGGUCUUUCUUGGGAAACGCAACAUCAGGAGAAACUGGGGCCAUUCUCAAAAGUGCACGGCAACAGCUGAUGAGAGAGGGACGCCAGCUGCUCACAGAGUAACUCUUUGGCCAGUUGUUCUUAAUUAAUAUGCAAGGAAAACAGUUUUGCACUUUAUUUGAUGCCUGUAACCAAAUGGUGGUUUUUAAUUUUAAAGCAUCCAGCUGACCAUCCCACAGAUGGACCGUAUUAGUCGUUUGUUACUAGUGUUCUUCGUCUUAAGAGAAACGGGGACAAUAUUGCACCACUGGAAGUGACAAAUGCUUAGCUGGGUUUAUAUAGCAACUGCUUCCCCCUCCAGUUCAAAUAUCCUCCACCCGAUGCAGUAACACAUCAUUUUUGAACUGGAUCGGGGUAAUGGGAGUUGCAGUAAAAUCCACGCGGAAGGGCACCCAACGACAGGAGACCCUUUUUUAUAUAGUAGAUCGGAUACAUUUUUUCCUUCCUGGAGAGAGGAGUUUAUUAAUAAACCCGUGCUUUCAGUAAAGCCACUGCUACAAUUACAGUGUAAUAAUUUAACACUCGGGAGCACAAUAAAGUGAUCAUAAAGGGCUCCAUUCUUAUAGCUUUGCAAAUGGACCAGAAAACCCAUUUGCUGUCAUUAGAAAAGUUAGUUCCUUUUGGUGCAGUUAACACGUGUGGGAAGGAGAGGGUUUGCUCAAAUUGCAAUCUCAUUUUAUAGCUGUACAAACAAAACCCUAUAAAAGUGGCGAAUGUGUCCCUAUGGUUUUUUCUUUCUAAAGGAUUCUCUCCCAUUUGUGUUUGGAAAGAGGUAGAGUCCCCCACCCGUCCAAAGAAACCAUACAACUGUUCUUAAUAGGCCCCUUGUGCAGUCUUUCAUCGUCUAUUGAGUUGCGUUGGACCAAAUGUUUCUUUCCAAGCCAUACUUGAUAACAACCAACACCUAAUUAAAACAUCUGUAAAAUCCUGAUUGUUUGAAUUUUAACAUGAAAUCUGAAAAACAACCCUUAUGGCUAUUAAUGGGCUGACAGAAUUUCAGCCAAGAACGGAAGGAUGACUUUAAAUAAAGAACGGUGGGUUAUAUGGCAACCUGACUGUAUUUAAGUUGGAU
Molecule: messenger RNA, 2996 nt
Organism: Pogona vitticeps (central bearded dragon)
Lineage: Eukaryota; Metazoa; Chordata; Lepidosauria; Squamata; Agamidae
Gene: KATNAL2
Product: katanin catalytic subunit A1 like 2
Molecular function (GO): ATP binding; protein binding; ATP hydrolysis activity
Source: RefSeq, a predicted model, not a curated record